GCAAGGUGGGUUUCCCUUUGUGUCUGCACGACAACCUGGAGAAAUGAAACAACAUUUUUGCAACAGCAGACGGAAAAUAGACCUGGCUGAUUCCUGUGGAGUCACCAAGGUGUUCACACACAAUCAUAAAUAUACCAGAAUGCCUUAAAGCAGUUUGUUUUAGUAUUCCGUUUAAGUGAAUGUGUGUCUAACGUUGAUGUCGCUCUGUCCAGUACAUAGUCGAUUAUUUUCUUUAAAAACUUAAAAGAUGCAAUUUUUCAAAACCACCAAAGGAUUCACAAAUAUUUGCUUCUUAUCUUAAAAAGCAAAAACAGCUGAUACAGAAGGAAAUUGUUGCACUCACAACUAUAGCAGCAGUUUUAUUGCUCUAAAUCCAAAUACAAUAAGAGUCAGAAAGACAACAACGGUAUAAACUAGGGUAUGCUAGGCGUCUGUGCUUUCAACUUUAGGUCUGUAAACUUAUCUGAGGUAUUAGUUGGGGUUAAUUGUCACUUCAGUAAAGCAUGGCCACAUAAGUUGCUACUAACUUCUCACAAGCAGCCAGCAUGCAGGUCGGGCGCAGGCUUUUGUUCUUUUCAUGUGGCAGCAGCAUCUUCCCACCAAGAACACACCGUGUGCUACUGAAACUGCUGUAUCACUGUUUACUAACAUGCCGAUCCUCAUUGAGACUGACGCUUAUGAAGAAUAAUACAUUUGAUUGUAUUUAAUUGAUUUAAAUAUGAAUUCCUGCUAUGGUUUAGGUUUGAAGUUUUUACAAGGAAGACAGAACAAGUAAGGUAAAAAAAAUUAAUGAAUAAAAAAUACUUUAUUAGUGCCAUCAGGGAAAAUAGUAAAGUAUGUUACUUGUGUAAUAUAAAUCAUAUUACACAGUAUGUUACCUGCGCAAAAGGACUUGUGUAAAAAAAAUGGCUAAGCAGGUGAUGCGUGCUCAUGGCUGCUUAAGUUUUCCUUUCGUAGAACUUGUAAAAAAGGGUCUUUCUGAAGAUGACUUUGUAACCAGGAACAGGUCAGCUUUAACCUCAAACUUCCUUUUAAUUUCAGACUCAGCUACACUUGUUCAUAUGCAACACAGUUAAACCAGCAUGCACAAAUAACCCAAAAAUGCAUGAGGCAGGAAAGUUAAAGCGUAGCAAAGCCACCAGUGGUACAGAACUAGAUUGAAGGCUUUAAGUGAUUUUUUUUUUUUUUUGGGUUUGCAUAAAUUAGUUAAAGUGACAUGCAUUCUUUAGGGCAGGCGUGGGAGGGAAUUGUGGGUGGUGAAAGCCUUAACAGCUGAAGGCUGAUUCUGUUAAGUACACACCUCCUCUGUCUAGAGCAUAUAGAUGCACACACAGUUUGUCUAACAGAAGGACUUAAACCAUGAGCUGUGACCAGAGCUACCCGUUUCCACAGGUGUUUCUCGUGGAUGGAGGCGGAGGCCACCCAACGCAGCCUCCAAACCUGGUACCCUGCUGGUCCUUCCCUCCUGCCCAGGAGAGAAUGAGGAGCCGUGGGAAGAGCCGGGGCUGCAUGGGUAUCAGCCCCAGUCUGGCCAUGGUUGUGCUGUUGCUGUUCCUGCUUGUGUUUGCAGCCCUGGGGUUUGAAGCCUAUCAGAUUUUGGACAUACAGAAAAAAAUGAAAGCCAUUGAAAAGGUUGAACUCGAACAUGUGACGGAGUACAGAGCCCCUCUGAAACAAAUUGGUUCCCUUGAAAUAAAGUCAAAGGAAGAAGACAUGAGCAGCAGACCUGCAGCACACGUGAUUGGGCGCAUUGAAAUAUCAGAUUUCCGAAAGACUCUGCGAUGGAAUUCAAAGACAGGUCAGGCCUUCACCUCUGGAGGGGUGGCUUACCGGAUGGAAGAUGGCAGUCUGCAGGUCAAUGAGACCGGACUGUACCACGUUUACUCACGUGUGGAGCUGAUCUUUAAGGAUUGCUCCAUCUCUUCCUCCUUUGAUCACUCUGUGUUUGUGAGGAGAGCAGGAAACCCACCCCUGACUCUGAUGGAGACCCACAGGGCAGGGUUCUGCCCUCCGCAGCCCACCCACUCCUGGACCACAGAGAGUUACCUCGGCUCCACCCUGCAACUGAUGAAAAACGACAAAGUUUUUGUGAAUGUGUCUCACCCAUCUCAUCUUAGUCAUUUACACCACGCCAACUUCUUUGGCCUCUAUAAGAUCUAAAGAGCUUGUAGUAAUUUGACUCCAGGUGCAGAUUGUAAGCUGUUCAGAUUGUCUCAAACAGAAAUGAAACUUACUCAUCACUUUACAUAAAUGAUGUAUUGAAUAUCAUUUCCUGAAUGUAUAUCCAACUGCUCUGAAUACCGUUCGAUAUCAGGUUCUUUCAUGUAAAACCUCAGAGAAAAUAUUCCAUAUUUUCUUGAUCUGCAACUUAAAGAUUGUGAACUAAAAAGCACUUACAGAGGCAGUAAAAUCCAUUUCGACACAUAUGCAGAACACAAAUAUUGUGCCUUUUAUUGAUGACAUAGGAGUGAGUUAACACUAAGGUGCUUAUUUAGUUUGUAGCCAUUUAAAAUAUUUAUUUUGGUGUGGACUGACACCAUAUCUAGAUGUGUGUUUAUAUAAAAAUAAAAAGUUUUUUGUUAGGGUUGUUUUUAAAAGAAAUAAAGAGAUCAUUUAUGCAGAUUUAUGUGUCAUGACAAAAAUAAAUGUUCCUUUCUACAUGCAA
This is a messenger RNA of Melanotaenia boesemani (Boeseman's rainbowfish), 2665 nucleotides long. RefSeq names its product Fas ligand (TNF superfamily, member 6) (gene faslg). The transcript has 4 exons. Bases 1360 to 2160 code for a protein of 266 amino acids. Lineage: Eukaryota; Metazoa; Chordata; Actinopteri; Atheriniformes; Melanotaeniidae. Gene Ontology annotation, cellular component: membrane. Gene Ontology annotation, molecular function: tumor necrosis factor receptor binding. The record is from RefSeq and is a predicted model, not a curated record. Gene Ontology annotation, biological process: positive regulation of canonical NF-kappaB signal transduction; immune response; extrinsic apoptotic signaling pathway via death domain receptors.